AGCGGCGGGAGCGCGCCCGGGUGCCCCCCCCCUCCCCCUUUCUUCCCCCCCCCCCCCUCCCUACCUCCCCAUCCGCCGACUCCCCCCCCCCCCCGCCCCCUCCCGCCCCCGAUGAACCGACGGCGCCCGCGCGCUCCGGCCGCUCCGCGGGGCCCAGCGAGGAGAAGAAGAAAAAAAAAAAAACAAAAACCAACAACAAAAAACCACCUUGGAAAAACCGGCGCCGCUCCUCCGGGCGGAUGGAGGACAUCUGAAGAAACUCUUGGAGCUUGUUACCAGAGACCAUGUUCCUCUGAUCAUUAAAUCAUGCGCUGUUCAGCUGUGAAACAUCGUGGCAUGUGUUUUUGCUAACAGAAGACGUUGUCAAAUAUUGUUCUGCCUUUCUCCUACAAGAGUUUCUACCAGUGCUGUCAGAAGGUCAAGAAAAGUGCACUACCUGUGCUGCCCUAGGACUGUUGAUGUCCUCAGCUGUUGUAGGAAAAGCACCAGACCUGGAACCCAGUUUGUUACUGGACUUGUGGAAGAGGAAACACAAAGAUUUCCAAAUGAAUAACCGAAAGGAAGAUAUGGAGAUUGCUUCCCACUACCGGCAUCUGCUUCGUGAGCUCAAUGAGCAGAGACAGCACGGCAUCCUCUGUGAUGUUUGCAUUAUAGUGGAGGGGAAGAUAUUUAAGGCUCACAAAAACGUUCUGCUCGGGAGUAGUCGCUACUUCAAAACGCUGUACUGCCAGGUACAGAAAACCUCCGACCAGGCCACGGUCACCCACUUAGACAUUGUAACUGCACAAGGCUUUAAAGCAAUCAUUGACUUCAUGUACUCGGCACACCUCGCGCUGACCAGCAGGAAUGUCAUCGAGGUGAUGUCAGCUGCCAGCUAUCUGCAGAUGACGGAUAUCGUACAAGCCUGUCACAACUUCAUAAAAGCAGCUCUUGACAUAAGCAUAAAGUCUGAUGCGUCGGACGACCUCAUCGAUUAUGAACUCGGAGCCCCUUCCAGCAGCAGCACGGAUGCUUUGAUUUCGGCGGUGGCGGCUGGCAGGAGUAUAUCGCCCUGGUUAGCCCGACGAACGAGUCCAGCCAACUCUUCUGGAGACUCAGCUAUCGCCAGUUGCCACGAAGGAGGGAGUAGUUAUGGAAAAGAGGAUCAAGAACCAAAAACAGACAGCCAUGAAGACAUUUCAUCCCAGUCCCUUUGGUCUAGUGACAUGGGCUAUGGGUCUUUACGUAUCAAAGAGGAACAGGUUUCACCGUCACAUUACGGAGGGAGCGAACUCCAUUCUGCCAAGGAUAGUGCAAUACAGAACACUUUCUCGGAACAAGGAGUAGGGGAUGGCUGGCAGCCCACUGGGCGCAGAAAGAACAGGAAAAAUAAAGAAACUGUGCGUCACAUUACGCAGCAAGUGGAAGAUGACAGCAGGGCAAGUUCCCCAAUGCCGUCUUUUUUACCUGCCUCAGGAUGGCCGUACAGCAGUCGAGACCCAAGUGCCGACGUGGCCGUGACGGAGCCCAGCAGCUCCGACAGCCGAGUGGAGCGCUCGGACCCUUACGCCAACGUGGACGAGGCGCUGGUGGGCGGCGAGGCCAGCUACCUGUCGCAGCCCCUGACGCCGGACAAGGAGGACGCGCUUCAGGCCGCCACCGUCGCCAACCUGCGGGCCGCCCUGAUGAGUAAGAACAGCUUGCUGUCCCUGAAAGCCGACAUGCUGGGAGAGGACAGUUCGCUGCUGUUCGAGUACUUACCCAAAGGCACGCACUCUCUCUCUCGGCCUGGCACCAACUUGAAUCGUUCAAGGGGCGAAUGUGAUGGCAAAGUGGAAGCACCAUCUCCCCCGCUGCCUUCAUCACACCUUGCCACUCAGAGCCCCCCUGCGAUCUGCUGUUCUGGUGACAUGUCACCAGAAGCCAUGACAAAAGGAGAGAUGCCUUCCUCAGCCCAGGCCGCUUACGAUGGAUUUCUAGCACUUUGGCAGUUUAAUAACUCUGACACAGAUCCAUGUUUUUUGAGGUCUGAAGACAUGGACUUAACUAACGAUGGCCUGUUCCUAGAUUCAGCCCUAUCCAAGAGACUGACCUGUGGCUUCUGCAGGAGGGUGUUUGAGUGUGCCGAGAAGCUGAAGGAGCACAUCCACGAGCACGCUUUCUCCAUGAUCUUCCCGUUCGACUUGGCUGCCUGCGCCUGGCCUGGCCUCGCCGACGGGGUGCCUGCUGGCCAGCUCGCCCGCUUCCAGUGCUCCAAGUGCCCCGCGAGCUUCACGCUGAAGUCGAACAUGGAUCGGCACGAGAAGACGAUCCACUUCAACUUCAACGAGUUCACAGUGAUCAGGAAGAAGUUCAAGUGCCCAUACUGCAGUUUCUCCGCCAUGCACCAGUGCAUCCUGAAGAGACACAUGCGAUCCCACACGGGAGAAAGACCUUAUCCCUGCGAGAUCUGCGGGAAGAAGUUCACGCGCCGGGAGCACAUGAAGCGGCACACCUUGGUCCACAGCAAGGAUAAAAAAUACGUCUGCAAAGUGUGCAACCGAGUGUUCAUGUCCGCAGCCAGCGUGGGGAUCAAGCACGGCUCUCGCCGCCAUGGGGUUUGCGCCGAUUGCUCGGGCCGGGGCAUCGCGGGUCACCUGGACCACAACGGCGGAGAAGGCUCCCCGGACGAGCUGUACCCCGGCGAAGGGCAGUACAUGGAAGACCCAGACGACAUCAAAGUGGAGGGAGACGAGGAGAUGGGAGACGACGACGACAUCAAGUGGAAAGACGACGUAGGAAUGCCGCAAGAUGACGUGAUUUUAGAUGAUGACAAAGACGUCGACUCUCCGCAGGAGCAGGAGAACUCUGGGGAGAACGACAAGGAUUUUACCUGGAUUUCUUAGGGAUUUUUUUUCAUUUCGUUCUGUUGUUUGUAGGGGGAGGGAGGGCGGGGGAGGAAGGAGUAUGUUGGAAAAACUGCGUAGCCUUGUUGUCGUCCAUGUGUGCAAAAUAAUUUCUGUGUUUUCUAAACGAGUCCUUCUCUGUUCCACUCAGAUACUGUGUUAGCGGUGUCGCUUCCAGUGACAUGACCGACUUCACCUUCCCCCUUCUCCCUUCACGAAGAAACCCGACCGUGUCCACCUCCCCGGCAGAGCGAGCCAGGCUCGUGCAAGUGACUUACGGUGUCCAUAGGGGUGAGCGCUGAGCGGGGAGGAGCGGGCGACUCGCAGGCUGCGUGAAGCUUGUUUCCCCUGUACCUCUCCCACCCCAAACCCAACACCGGGGAGAUCUUGUGUCCGAAGCAGGUUUUUUGGUGGUGGUUGUUUUUUUUUUUUAACACCUUUUCUGUGUUAUGAAAUCCUAGCGGCGGCGGAAUUGCGAACUAACGUUGUGGAAACAAAUCGAUGUACGUGUUUGAGGGCUGUCCCUAAUGAUGCGGGCCUUUUUUGCAAAGUUAUUUAAAGAGUUUUUAUUAUUUUUUACGGAGCCAAAUAGAUCAAAAGGCAAGUCAGAUUGCAGCCUUACGAGUUCUCGUCACACAAGUAGAUUCGUAGCUUCCAAAAGAAUCACCAUCAAAAAAGAUCAUGGCAUUUCUUGGACCUACUGGCACCUUACCCGUGUCCCGUCUUCCAGCCUUGCUUACCGCAUUCACCGAAAUGAGUGCUGGUGUUUCCACAGAACUCUUUGCUAUAAAGGGCACGGGUAAUUGUCUACCUGUCAUCGUCUCCCACAGAUAUUUUCACUUUUCUCCCUUUGCUCAGCUGCCUUUUUCAUGAAUAUAUGCAAACUGUAGUAAAAAAAAAACAACGAGGCAUUUAGCAAAGUGCAGGACGGACUGUGAAACAUAGGAAGCCAAGGUGAGGAAAUCCUAGGGCAGUGGAAAUCCUGCUGCUCCUGCCCAGCAGGCUUCAGCAGGGCCAGGGUUUCACCUGGGUGCGUUGCUCUUCCUUGCCAAGCUGAAAACUUCGAUUCAUCAUUGGUAGGUGUAAAGCCUAUCAAAUUCAUAAAGGAAACCUUCAGUUUCAGCUGCACUGGUUUGAUGUAAAUUUGCAAAUAAAUUUUUUUCUUAACGAGAACCAGGUUUCUCUCCUAGCACGUCUCCUAAAAGGUUUUGUGGGUCUGCUCCAGGUAGUUGGAUUCUCCUUGUCCAUAUCGGCCACUGUUGCCUUCUUCCAACUACAAGGAAAUGACAACAACUAAGUGCAUUGGAAGUGUCUUGUUCCUGCGAGAAAGCUUGUUUUACCUUUCACCUCUUUGCUUCUGGUGCUUUUUUUUAACAAAAAAAAGAAAAGAAAAAAAAAAAAAGCUGAAGACCUCACUAUUUCCUUGCUGUGGAGCAAUUUUAUACAAUGUCUGUGAUGACGGUAUCUUGAAACCUGCCACAAAAGACAACCUGUUGCCAGAAAGCCAAAUGACUAAAAGGUGCUAUUUUUUUUUUCCAGUGCUGGGAAAGGCAAUCUCUGUGGGGAGGGAAAAAGUUCUUGCAGGCGUGUUGUUCCUUAAUGAAAAGCAUGGUUCCCCCCAGCAAAGAAAAUAGAGUUUAUUGUACAAUAAACCCCGGGAAAGCAAACGAUCUUUCGGGAUUUAAGCUACUGAGCACCAGGGCUUGUUUUGGGGGAGCGUGGCAAGGUGGGAGCCUUGCUUCUGGCCCUGCAGUAGCUGCUUCUCCACUCGUCCCCGCGGCACGAGCCGCGUCCGGGGGUCGUGGGUUUUUUUGAGUCCCUUUCUCUGCAGCCAUCUCCCGUUCCCCGCAGAAGCUCGCUGCCUUCUCUCUGCGUUUCUUCCCCCUUCGUGCUGACGGUCGCCAUCACGGAGGAGCCUCCAGCACCUCCUGGCUGCCGGCUUUCGGUGCGUGGCAGCAGCUCGGCAGCGCGUUUCCCUCAAAGCCACCUCCUGGCCCCAGGUCUGGCGUCGGGCUCGGGGGGAUCCCCGUCGCUGCUGCUGUAGUCGUUAGGAUCGGGGAGGUGAAGUGGAACCAGUCGCUUUGAGCCGGGACGGGCAACCCUCUGCAACCCUCUUCUCGAAAUAUUUAAAGCGUAGAGCGGUAGGGGCACGUAGAAACGUUUUUAUUGAACUGUACAAACCUAGUUUUGCAUUUUAGCUUCCUGUAAAGCCCUGUUGCUGUAUUUAAAAGACGUGAACAGAACCAGUAUUUUACGAUUGGGCCUUUGUAUGCUUUUCUUUUUUUUUUUUUUUCUAAGUACAAAACCAAUCAGUGGUUGUCUGUUAGGGGGGGUCCCGGGGCGUUACCUUGCACGGGCUCUGUAUUUAUUGUACCUGUACCUGCGGAGGGGCGGGCUGGGGGUGGCCGACGGCCUUGCAGCCCUCACUUGUUAUGUGUAGACAAAUACAUACAGUACUUAAAAGAUAUCUGUAGCUUUGCUUUUUAUACGUAAGAUCUAUUUUAUUUUAUUUUUUUAACCCAAACCGUUCAACCCCCUUGUUUCUGUGACAUUCCAUCUUGCUCAUCUGUUCUGAUUCCAGAAUAAGAGUUCGCUACCUUGCCUUCGGAGGAGAGCCAGAAGCAUUGACCCCAGGUUUUCCUUCUCCUCCCUCUCCCUGCCCUAGCACUUAGGUGACUCGAUUUCUGUGAUCACUUACGGGGUGCUUAGCUUUACUUUGCUUGGCACUAGGAAAUAUUUCCUAUUUUUUUUUUCCUUCCUUUCCAUUUUUUUAAAUGGUGGACAGUAAGCCACGCGGCUUUCAGAAACGUUUCCUAGUAGUGCCACUUUGAAGCUCUUUGAGCUGAGAAUGCAAAAAAAAAAAAAAAAAAAGAGAAAAAAAAAAGAAAAAUCCACAGAAAAGCUAACUUGUUAUAAUGUUACCAUUAUAAUAUAGCACAUGCUUCUAUAUUACUAACAUACACUAUAUAUACCAAAUAAAAUCGUUCUAAUAUGUGAUGUAUAUUUUAAGUGCUUUGUUUCGCUGGAGGUGUGCAGACGUGGAAACGCAGGUCUUCAAGAACUGGUCCUGACACUUCCGUGCUCCGGAGGGCUCUUCUCGAGGCUCGGUAGUUAAAAAAGGGCAGUUGGGUUGUUUUUUUUAAUGCUGAAACUUUAUAUGACGCCACCGGUUGCUGCGAGCAGCCGGUGCUGGGGGCUUCGGGCGCGGGAUCUGGGGGGUGAUAAGGGGGGAUAACGGCUGCAGCCCCCAGCCUGUGGGGUUGUGCUGUGUGCCCGGACACUGCCUAUGCAAACUCUGCUGGUCUGGCUGUGCAAAACGCUCGCCCUGCCCUGCCCAUCCUGCCCACCUAGCUCGGGUGGCCUUCGGCACCGCGUCUUUGUACGUCCCCUCCGGGCUUCGUACGCCUUGACGGGGUUCCCUUUUUUUAAUUUUUUCUAACUGUAUAUACGUCUGUGUGUGUGUAUGUGUGUGCAUGUGUGUAUAUAUCUCAGUAUAUACGCACAUACAGGUCUAGUUUCAAGAAAUAUCUCCCUUAUAGAUGAAAAAUUGAUACACGUAGUCCGGUGACAAUUUUUUUUUUUAAGUAUUCAUACAUACUUGUAAAUGUUGCUCCCUGAAUUUCUUUAUUAUUCUCUUUUUUUUUUUUAAUAUAAAAGCGUGCCAGGAAUUGGAAGAGCAUUUCAAGCAGUGCUUUGCGAGCUUCUCAUGCAAGACAGCACCAGGGUGUGUAAGCAUCCGUGCGCUGUCCUCACCUUCAGCAAACGUAGCCGAGGAGCAGAGACAUCGUGCGCUAGGCAGGCUUGGUGCAAUGUUUAAGGGAAUUCUGUAGCGAUUAAGGCAAAUUACCUUCUUGCAUCUCCUCCUAUCAAUUUAUUUCAAAAAAAUUAUCCUCAAAAAAAAUCAUAAAUUAGCUGUUCUCGCGUAGGUUUCUCCCUUGGGGAUGAGGCGUGAGGUCACCCUCAGACCUCACAGCUCGGGGACGGUUCGGUGGGGAGGUGACAAAUGGGGUGUGUCUUAAGGAAGGAUCGCAAAGUGACUGUCUCUUUCUUUUUUUUUUUAAUCAAAAGUCAGUGUUUUGGACUACAAAAGGAAUAUUUUUCAUACGAAAGGAAGCCCGCUCUAGCGUUAGGUCCCGUUUUUCUUUUGUAUCUCGACUUAUGCCUUUAACUACUCUGCUUUUCCAAAGUGAAAGCUGCAUUCGUUUGGCGUUUUGUACGGAUGUUUGGGGAAUUAAGGACUUCUGUCAGCCGCUGGCUCCCAGGACGCCGCGAUCCCACGGGGGCCGAGGGCGCGGGACCAGGCCCUGCAGCCCCUCUCCCCCCGCUGCUUCCCGUUUUGCACAUUGCCCCUUAGGAAAGAAACUCCAUGAAAAAAAAUGCAAAAACUGGAAUUUUUUGCAAUAUUAUAAAAGAUAAUCUUAUUUUAGCUCAUUCUGUGACAUGUGCGACUCCUAAGAAAGCCAUACUUAAUGGUUCUUUUUAUUUUUAGUUCCUAUAUUGUGUUUUGAAUUUCUGCCUUUUUUUUUAGUCCUGCAUAGUAAGAGUGCUGUGUGUAUGCUUUCAUAUAUAUUUAUUUUUCAACGUGCUUUAAACCUGUCUACAAAAAGAAAGCUAAACAAACAAACAAAAAAAAAGGACAGUGUUUGAAGAUUGUUAUUUUUUUUUGCUGGGAAUAUUCUAUAUUAUACUGACUUUAUAUUAAUUAUUAUAAACCUGUGUUUGUAUUGAAGAUGUGUUUAAUAUUUUGGGGGAAGUGAGGAGAUUUUAGUAACCAGAAGUCAGUGGGAGAACAUGGCUGUGUUGUACUGAUUUUCUGUAAAUGUAGUUCAGGUAAAUAUGACCUUAUUUUCUAGUUGAUCUCACAGUUUCUUGUCUGCCUGGGCAUGCCAGAGGUGUGCCUCUUGAUUAUAAUUACUUUGUGAUGGGAUUUAGCUUAGACAUACUUGCAAAAAUCAAUCAGUUUCAAUAAAUUGGGAAAUUGCUGCUAAAA
Molecule: messenger RNA, 7854 nt
Organism: Cygnus atratus (black swan)
Lineage: Eukaryota; Metazoa; Chordata; Aves; Anseriformes; Anatidae
Gene: ZBTB46
Product: zinc finger and BTB domain containing 46
Exons: 11
Coding region: 459-2864 (801 amino acids)
Biological process (GO): regulation of transcription by RNA polymerase II
Molecular function (GO): protein binding; DNA-binding transcription factor activity, RNA polymerase II-specific; RNA polymerase II cis-regulatory region sequence-specific DNA binding
Source: RefSeq, a predicted model, not a curated record